UUGGAAGAAUAUUGUUCUCAGAGCCUGAGAAAUCUGGACUUACAAAGUGCUUACUACCUAGAGGAAUAUAAAGCGUGGAUAAUUGUCACUUUCUUGCAAUCAAUUUUAUGGUAUUUGUACCUCUUUUUCUGUAGUUUUAGAGCAAGAAACACCAUGAGCACCACCCAACGAAAGCGCCGUGGAGGAGCAGUUAAUUCUAGGCAAGCUCGGAAACGAAACAGGCUGGUGGCUUCUACCACAGAAAUGGCUUCAGAAGCAGAGCCAAUAGAACUUGAAGAAAGUGCUGGUGAAGAAGUAGUAGAUCUCACAUGUGAGUCGUCUGAACCUGUAGUUGUUGAUCUAACUCACAAUGAUUCUGUUGUGAUUGUUGAAGAGAAUCAGCGACAAAGGAGAAAUCUCAGGCUAAGGAGCCAGCGGCAGUCAGACAGCUGUGUUCUGAGCAGUGAUGAUGAAGAUGAAACGAGAGAUAACGAUGUGUAUGUGACAAAUAAAGUGUCUCAAGAAUUGGGACCACUGGAAGAUGAAACUGCAAGUUCGAAGCCGUCUGGUACCGUUAGCUGUCCCAUUUGCAUGGAUGGCUACUCAGAGAUUGUGCAAAGUGGACGACUGAUUGUGUCGACCAAAUGCGGCCAUGUCUUCUGCAGUCAGUGCCUCCGUGACUCCCUUAGGAAUGCCAACUCUUGCCCAACAUGCAGGAAGAAACUCACUCACAGACAAUAUCAUCCCAUUUAUAUAUGAAUACUUCACUUCUACUUCUCAGGACAGACUCAACUGGAUUUUUUGGGGGAAAAUGUCACAUUGUCAGUGCUCUGAAGAUUUAAAGAGCAGCAGGUUGUGCACACUUCCAUUUAAAACUGUGUGGGUUUUUUUUG
Chaetura pelagica (chimney swift) is the source of this 872-nucleotide messenger RNA. RefSeq names its product ring finger protein 4 (gene RNF4). Gene Ontology annotation, biological process: positive regulation of transcription by RNA polymerase II. Gene Ontology annotation, molecular function: transcription factor binding; zinc ion binding. The transcript is spliced from 7 exons. The record is from RefSeq and is a predicted model, not a curated record. The coding region runs from base 154 to 738 and encodes 194 amino acids. NCBI's taxonomy places the organism in Eukaryota, Metazoa, Chordata, Aves, Apodiformes, Apodidae.